AUGGAGCCCCUCCGCCGCCUCUUCAGCCAUGCCUCGCUCGCAGAGGCUGGCAGCGCCGACCUGUAUGCAGAGCGCCCGCCGUCGCCACAAGAACGGAUGCCAAGUGACAACGUCGGUCAGGAGAUAGGCCUGCACUGGGGCCCGCCCGUCAGCCUCAGAUCCGUCUUCAGCCCCAUUCCCGGCGCUGCAACACAAGCUGCGCACCUCAGCGACUCGGAACUGCCGUCCACCUCGCCAUCGGUCUACCUGGCAUCCACCGCCAUGCGCAGGUCCUCUCGGCUCGACGAAUCCGCCGGCGAAGGGCUGCGCAGGAGCGUCCUCGUGCGCAACGCCAUGCUGUCGAGCCUCGAGCGGGAGAGGCUGUCUCCGAGGCCCCCGUUUGACGAGCCGCAGCAGGCUCUGCGAGGCGAGCUGGGAGCCCAGGGAGUUCACCCACCCCUUCGUCGCGACGAGGAAGACAGGCUGGCGAUCCGGUCAGCGGGCCCAAGCAAGGAGACGCACCUCAGCGGAUCCGAAAACGGCCCCGAGGUCCGCCCGUCGACAAGCUCGCGCGAGCACUUCGAGCGAGAAGUGCAGUGGUUCGAGGACCUGCUGAGCGAGCUGGGCUCAAACGACGAAGAGGCGACCGCGAUCGAGUACGACGACGAUUUCGUCGCCGUUGAGCUUCCGGACGAGGACUCUGUCGCUGCUGAUGAGGUCGCCCAGCUCGAGAUGGGUGCAGAAGCGGUGUCCACCUUCGACUCGGGCUUUGCGGAGAGGCGCUCGCCCUCCUCCUCGACCGCUUCUGGACCCCGGCUGGGCUACCCAUACAUCUGCCCCUACCCAUCUACGGCGAUGCUGGCGGGCAGCGUGUCGUCCGAGGAGCUGCCCGCGCUGGUCGAAGACAACAGCGAUGCCGAAGACGACGACGAUGACGAUGACGAAGAGGAUGACCAAGACGAAAACGUCACGCCGCUGGCAGAGCCGGAAGGCAAUCCCCUCGCCGAGGCGCUCCUCUCGCGUCCUCUGUCGCCGGUCGAGGCUGUCGAGCGGGAGAACGCCCUAUUCGCGGGCGCAUUCUCGCCGCCCUCGACCCGACCCGGCUCUCCGACGCUAUCGUCCUCGUCCAAGGGCGACUCGGAGCAGUCGAGUCCCAACGGCGCGUGCGAGAACCUCUCGAACCUCUCGCUGCUCUCGGAGCUGGCCAUGAGAUCUGCAGCGACCCGCGGCAGGCACGGCGAGAGUCUGGAUCUGGCGCUGGCCCGCAUCUGCGGCGGCGGCGGCGGCUCCAACUUUGCCACCCUGAACAUCGAUACGAUGGCGCUUGCAGCGGCACCGGCGCAGCCCUCGCAGCCCAUGCCACCACGAGCGCCGCCCGUUGCCUGUCGAUUUCUCUGGCAGACAUCGGCGGACCAGCACUGCCGUGGGCAGUAUCCCUGCUGCAGCGUCGUGCGAGAGUUCGGCUCCUCGCCAUCACUCGCCACGGCUAGCUGCGGACCGUCCAUUUCAGCGACGGCAUUGGCCUCCGGCAACGUCGACAGUCCGAUGUGCUGCACCAUGGCCAACGACCUCGGAGCUGUCCGUCGAGGACAGAACGUCGUCAACCACUGGUCCGCCGCCUGA
Molecule: messenger RNA, 1602 nt
Organism: Pseudozyma flocculosa PF-1
Lineage: Eukaryota; Fungi; Basidiomycota; Ustilaginomycetes; Ustilaginales; Ustilaginaceae
Exons: 1
Coding region: 1-1602 (533 amino acids)
Source: RefSeq, a predicted model, not a curated record